GAAGUCUGUGUCUCUUUCUGCCUCUUUAAAGCUAUCGACAGCGCGGUAGGUGCCCGUGGUCCUAAACCCGCUGCUGAGGUGGUGUUGUUCCCCUGAGCAUCCCUUUUGGUCAACUGUCCCAAGCGGAUAGAUGGCAAGCAAAAAGCAAGGUGAAGUGCAGUUACAGACUGUCAUCAACAGUCAAAGCCUAUGGGAAGAGAUGUUGCAGAACAAAGGCUUAACAGUGAUUGAUGUUUACCAAGCCUGGUGUGGACCGUGCAAAGCCAUGCAGCCUUUGUUCAGAAAACUGAAAACUGAAAUAAAUGAAGAUGAAAUUCUGCAUUUUGUUGUUGCAGAAGCUGACAAUAUCGUGAGUCUGCAGUCCUACAGAGACAAAUGCGAACCCCUUUUUCUCUUUAGCGUUAAUGGCAAAGUUAUUGCAAAGAUUCAGGGUGCAAAUGCACCACUAGUUAAUAAAAAAGUCAUUGCCUUGAUCAAUGAGGAGAAGAAGAUCGCAGCAGGUGAAAUGGUUCGUCCUCAGUACCCUGAUAUUCUGCUCAUAGACUCCGUGGAUCAUGUGUACAGUGAAAUUGUCUUUUCCCUAGGGGAAAUGUAUAGCAUUGCUGUUAUCAAGCCCGAUGCUGUGCUUAAAGCAAAAGCUCAAGAAAUUAAAGAAAAGAUCAUCACAGCAGGAUUUGUCAUAGAAGCAGAGGAAAGGGCCAUACUCACUGAAGAGCAAGUGAGGGACUUCUAUAGUCAGACAGCAGACCAGCCUGACUUUGAAGAGUUCCUGUCUUUUAUGAUAACUGGUCUAAGCUAUGUGCUACUUAUAGUUCAAGGAAAAGGACAAAGUCCUAAGGAAGAAAGUGAGAUAAAAGCCAAAGAAUCACCUGAACUUUCAACUGAGUAUAAUGCUAAAAAGUGGAACAGUUUACAAGAAUGUCUGGAACAACAGCAUUUGUCUCAGUUUUGCGAUGUGGAAGACAACGAAGUCAAUGUAACUAGGCUCACUGAUGUCUUCUUCCCUGAGUUUAAAAUAAAUAAAGGGAAGAAAUUACAAAGGACAAUGGCAUUACUGAGACCAGACCUCCUGGAAAAGCAAGAUGAUAUUUUCCAUAUUAUUAAAGAUGAAGGCUUUAAGAUACUGAUGGAAAGACAAAUAGUAUUAUCAGAAGAAGAAGCCAAAAUGCUGUGUGAGGAGUUUGAAAACAAAAGCUAUUUUGAGAAGCUUAUAGAAAAUAUGACCAGGCAACCAUCUCUUGCCCUUGUGUUGUUAAGAGAAAAUUGUGUGCAGUACUGGAAAGAAUUGCUGGGACCGAGGACUACUGAGGAAAUCAGUGACUGUCAUACAGACAGUUUGUGUGCGCAGUUUGCAGUGGGAAGCUUGCCUAUCAACCAGUUGUAUGGAAGUGAUUCGGCAGCCGUUGCUGAAAGGGACAUCCAGUGUUUCUUUCCUCUUGAGAACACAUUCGCGCUGAUUAAGCCUCACGUGACACGUGAACAAAGAGGGGAGAUUCUGAAGCUCAUCAAGGACGAGGGGUUCGAGCUGGUGCAAAUGAAGGACCUGCUCCUCACUCCGGAGCAGGUGGGGAAGAUUUAUUUCCAAAUAACAACGAAAGAUUUCUACAAUGACGUCUUAGAAGUGUUGUCUGAGGGUCCAUCUUUGAUCAUGGUUCUGAGCAAAUGGAAUGCCAUCACAGACUGGAGACGAUUGAUGGGCCCAGUAGAUCCAGAAGAAGCAAAACUCCUGUCCCCACAAUCCAUUCGAGCCCAAUUUGGAACAAGCAUCUUGAAAAAUGCUGUCCAUGGAUCAACUAAUCACUAUUCGGUGACAGAGAACAUCAAUACAAUAUUUGGCGAUGAUAUGGGGGAGCAGUAA
Octodon degus (degu) is the source of this 1858-nucleotide messenger RNA. RefSeq names its product NME/NM23 family member 8 (gene Nme8). The record is from RefSeq and is a predicted model, not a curated record. The coding region runs from base 131 to 1858 and encodes 575 amino acids. NCBI's taxonomy places the organism in Eukaryota, Metazoa, Chordata, Mammalia, Rodentia, Octodontidae. The transcript is spliced from 17 exons.